AUGGCAUCCAGAGUUGCCUUCCUACGAGAGGCCGAACUCCGCCUCCUGCGCUGCACCCUUCCCGCCGCAGCCUCCCAACCACCGCCCCCUUCACCUCCCCCAGCCCACCCGCUCGGCCCCGUCGCCGCCUCCGCCCUCGCCGCCGUCGAGCACGGGGACUACGCGGCUGCGCUCGCCUCCGCUGUCCCGCACAUCCUCUGCACUUCCGCCUCAAUCCAUGACUCCCCUGCGCAGUUCUACGGCGACCUCGCUGCCGCUACCGAGGUGUUCCUCCGGGGGGAUGUCGGAGGUGCCGCGGACGAGGGGUUCGAGUGCAGGUGCGCGCUUGUUCUCUCCGCAGCGGUGGCCGCGCUGGUCGCAUUCACGCAGCAGAACGUGACAGGGCCUUCAAGAAAAUAUUCAUCAUUUCCUUUCUGGACUUCAUCAUUUGAUGAAGGGUGGUAUAGUGAUCCUGGAUGCAAAUGGGAGGCAUGGGCUUCUGAUCACUUAGCUUCUUUUGGUUCCCAUGUUCAUGGGAAGUUCUUGCUCCUGCAGUUUAUUGUCUUUGCGGAAUGUCUGUUGACAAGCAUAAAGAGUCUAGACUCUGAUUUGUGGAGUGUAUCAUGGUGGCUGUGCAGAUUAUCCAUGUCCCAGCAGAACAUUUUAGAUGAGCUAUCAUCCUCUUUGUUUGAUGAAGUACAGGUACACAAAAAUAAAAUGUUGACCCACUUUGGUGAACUUGAAACGGUUUCUAGCUACUGGGGUUCUUUCUUAAUUGACGGAGAAGGCUCUUCUUUAGUCUCAGCUGCUCUUUUGGAAGCUGGACUUGCAGAGAAUAUGUACGGUCUAGUUGAUGCUUCAAGGUUGCAUCUGGAUAGUGCUCAAGAGGCAUGUGGGAUUCAUCUUUCUCUAACAGGGAUUCUUGGUUUUCGAACAAUACACCAGGUGGAUGCGAAGUCCCAAAUGGUACUUGUUCCGAAGACCACUAAACCAGCAGGUGAUGUGGUACAAUCAGCAGAACUAACAAGAGCUCAGAGUGAUGUUGUGGCUUCGAAAAAGACGAGGAGCUCUGUUCCUGAUGAAAGUGAUGAAUUUUGUGAUAUACUAAGAACGCCUUCACUAGCACAAAAUGUGACCGACUCGAAUAGUGAAAGCACACAGAUACAACUAACUCCUGUCCAACAGGCUGUUGUACUUGCACAAUGUUUACAUGUGAGUCGGAGGAGUCGGGGUGAUGAAAUGUCUGGAUGGGAGAUGGCACCAUACAUAGAGUCAAUUGAUUCUCAAGAUGAUUCGUGCUUUGUGGUCAGGAGCUUGUGUGAUGUUCUGCGUAUUAGGUGGGAGUCCACUCGCAGUCGAACAAAACAGCGUGCACUGUUACUGAUGGAGAAUUUGGUUGAAGAUAUCAGCAAAGAAUUUCCUGUGGCUUCAGAAAGAGCCAGAUUGAUUUUUGGAGUCCAUAUGCCGACUCUCCCUGCAUUAAGAAAAGAAUAUGGGGAACUGUUGAUAAGUUGUGGUUUACUUGGAGAAGCUCUGAACGUUUUCAAAGAUCUCGAAUUGUGGGAUAAUCUCAUCUAUUGCUAUCGAUUAUCGGGCAAACUUGCGGAUGCAGUUAGUCUAAUAAAUACUCGGCUCUUGAUUACGCCCAAUGACCCAAGAUUAUGGUGUUCACUUGGUGAUGCUACAAAUAACGACGAUCAUUAUAAGAAAGCAUUGGAAGUCUCAAAUAAAAAAUCCGCUCGAGCUCUGCGCUCUCUGGCUCGUAGUGCGUACAACAAGAAUGAUUUCUAUGCAUCCAAAUUUUUUUGGGAAUCUGCAUUGGCAUUGAAUUCGUUGCAUCCAGAUGGUUGGUUUGCCUAUGGUACAUCCGCAUGGAAGGAUAAAGAUCUUGAGAAGGCUGUGGAUGCUUUUAGUCGUGCUGUGCAGAUAGAUCCUGAAAAUGGAGAAGCAUGGAACAAUAUAGGAUGCCUGCACAUGAUUAGAGGAAAGAGUCAAGCGUCAGUCCAGGCAUUCAGGGAGGCUGUUAAAUUCAAGAGGACUAGCUGGGAACUUUGGGAAAAUUACAGUAAGGUUGCUUUGGACACAGGCAAUAUUCAACUGACACUUGAAGCUAUCAAAAUGGUAUUAAAUUUGUCCUUCAACAAGCACUUCAAUGUUGAUUUAUUGGACAAGGUGAUGACCACCCUCGAAGAACAAGGUACACAUCUGAAUGAUACUCAAGAUGAAAAAUCCGUAGGUAACACUUCAGAUGAUUCAAAUAAAGAGACCAGGCAAUCGAGUCAACUGUUUGAUAUAAUUGGCAACAUCCUUGAGCAGAUUGUAAAAAGUGGGGCUAGCAAUCCGGAGAUAUGGGGAUUACAUGCUAGAUGCCAGAAAAGCAAGGGCAACCUCACGAAAUGUUCUAAUGCUUUGUUCACGCAAGUUCAAUAUCUCCAGGGAUCAGAAUUAUUUCAUGACUAUAAGAAGUUCACGAAGUUUGCUCAAGUUUCUUUGCAGCUUUGCAAGGUCUACAUGGAAAUUUCUUCCACGACUGGAAGCAAACGUAAACUAUUGUUAGCUGAGAUGCAUCUUAAAAGCUCCUUGAAACAGGCAAUGGACUUCGUAGGUACAGAGGAGUAUAAAGAACUUGAUGAGUGCCUUGCUGAAUUACAAGACCUGAUUGGUGCUACCUAGACUUACAGAGAAAACAACGAGCGGAGGGGACCGAUAUGGCGGAGGAUUCGCACGAUUCGUUGCUCGAUUCACUCGUAGUGUUCUGGUAACGCGGUCUUCAAGGUGGAGGGUGGCCGGAAUCACGUGGUAUGCGAUUUCCAGCCGUGCUACCAAACAAGUUUAAUGGAAUCAGGUCGCCGUGUCAAAGAAUGGGCUAGCCAAACACGAUUCUCGAGUCGGCACCUAGAUGAUUCUUGGAAGGAGCACAAAUAAAACUUUUCACACGUGUUUUCUUUCUGUAUUUUUUACUUUCCGAAUGCACCUUCUGAGUUACUUGCCUGCAGCCCUGAACCCCAAACGAACUACAUAGCCUUUUUUCCGGAACCCUGAAUGAGCACAGAGACAUUCAAGGCA
Lolium rigidum is the source of this 3045-nucleotide messenger RNA. RefSeq names its product tetratricopeptide repeat protein 27 homolog. Gene Ontology annotation, molecular function: protein binding. Lineage: Eukaryota; Viridiplantae; Streptophyta; Magnoliopsida; Poales; Poaceae. The record is from RefSeq and is a predicted model, not a curated record. The transcript is spliced from 20 exons. The coding region runs from base 1 to 2652 and encodes 883 amino acids.